Molecule: messenger RNA, 539 nt
Organism: Meloidogyne enterolobii
Lineage: Eukaryota; Metazoa; Nematoda; Chromadorea; Rhabditida; Meloidogynidae
Source: the annotation of a GenBank genome assembly
CUGUUAACACUCGACGUGGUAACGCCUCAGCAGUUUAUGUACGUGGACAAAGCCAUAAUGAGGAUUGUACUUUCCAUAACAAAAGAAAUGUAACUAUUGAACUGGCAAAGUGUAAUGUUAGAAGGAAAAGAGAAAUUAAUCCGAAUCCUGGAAUUGCUUAUCAAAUGACUAUUGUAGUUCAAUUACAUCCGUUGUUUGUCACUAAAGUUGAUCGUGCAUACAAUGUCAACUGUUUUUACAAAGAAAAGCCUCAGGAUGUUAGUGUUGAUUUUGGAGUGAGCGAUAUUGUCACCCAACAAUUGUAUUCUGAACCUCUACUACCUGCCUGUACUUAUUCUGUUCAUAGGCAAGUUUUGAAAGAUAGUCCAAACGGUCCUCGUGUUAAAUACACACAUGUUGGUGAACAACUCUAUCAUGUGUGGGAAUGCCCCUCACGUAUGUAUUCAAUGCUUCUAUAUAAUUGUCAAGCUGUUGAUGGAAAGGGAGCUGAAUUUGCUAUUAUUGAUGCUAAUGGAUGCAGUAAAGAUGGUAAUAUUUAA